Molecule: messenger RNA, 633 nt
Organism: Penicillium oxalicum
Lineage: Eukaryota; Fungi; Ascomycota; Eurotiomycetes; Eurotiales; Aspergillaceae
Exons: 2
Coding region: 1-633 (210 amino acids)
Source: RefSeq, a predicted model, not a curated record
AUGGGUUCCGCUGCAUCAAAGCCAGCAAAGUCUGCGGCCGGCGCAGCUGCGCGUCGGCAAUACCCCAAACAGGUACCUGUACCGCCGAGAGCACCACCGGCCGCUCCCAAGGCAUCGCAAGCACCAUCACAUCCUACAUCUGCGCCUGCACCUGCACCUGCGCCGUCAAGGAAUCCAGCUCCAGGCUUCGGAUCACAAGGACCAAAGUACCACUCUGAAGAGCCACCUUCGAGUUACAAGUCAAGUGCUAUUGACCUUGAUGGCCGAGAUCCUGACUUUGCCGCCUCUCUCCGUAGUAUCGGUCCCGUCACACCGUCUCCGACCUUGUCCAAUUCCAGUACUGUCAAUCAUGGCUCGAUGCAGACUAUCUUUCCGUCCGCUUCCAAUCCGGCCCUCCUGGCAUUGACAGCUCGUCAACGGAUUGCAGAAGAGGCGCAAAAGGAGUUCGAGACACUGGCGCAUGGCAGUCAAGCCGGUCGACAAUACUUGGAUGCAUACACGCUCUCGCAAGCGCUGAUGAUGCGCGAUCAGCAGAAAAUGCCUAAGCGGGAUAUUGAAAGGUUACUACGAAUGAAAGAGGGAGUCAUGGACCGACUCGGAAAGGAUGGACUUGUGUCCAGGGUCUCUGUCUGA